GCUGAGUAAACGUGUGUUCACUUGCUUCGCGUGUGUCGGGGAAUGGUUACUCAAGGACAAGCCCACUCUGGUGGCGGCUCCUCUCCGACGGGGGAAGAUCCUCAAAGGACGUCGUCAACACCAACCGCCACAACCGGUCCACGAGGUCACAAUGUGGAUGAACAACGAGGAUCCCACAACUUGUGGUGCGACUGCAGCAAGAGGGCCUGGUAUGUGGACUGGGUCUGCCAAGACACCUCCAACCCGUUGCAACCUCAAUGCGGGUCUGUCUUGUUCGUUGUGGGUCGCGGCGAUACGAUUUGUCUCGCAGGGUCCAUCGUCGGUUGGGCUGAAGGAAACGGUGACAUUCUGCGUCUCACCUUGCGGAAGUUGUACCGAAGUGACGGGUCUGUCGACGGGCUCGCCAAAGGAUGCAGGGUUUCAGGGAGGAUGUUCUGGGGAUAUGGCGAGAGAGCGAUGGCUUUGCCCAUCUUCGUUCCCUUGGCGCCAUGCCACGACGAAGCCGUGCACUUGAAAGACUUCCUCGAGGUCUGGUCGAGUACAGUCGGCCCUAACAAUGCCAUGGACGUGGACCCUGGGACAUCGAUUAGUGGUGCAAUUGGGUUCGCGGGAGGAGAACGUUUUCGCGAAGGUGCGGGAGGCGGGGCUGGACUUGCCGGUACGCCUCCUGAUCCGCAAAAGGACGCCGUGUUGCGCGUCCACCCCGAGAGAAUCUUGCAUAUUCCCGAGUGGGAAGACGCAUACAACCACCGAUCCCUGGACGAGUUUCUCGUGGAUACCAUCGCGGAGGUCAUGAUCGAAUCUUACGAAAACACAAACAAGAAAUAUAUAAAGCCGACUUUGGUUCUGGCUCCGCUCGUCGCGCCGCCGGAGGAUGGGGUACCUGCUGUGCGCGUGCUGCCUCAAGACUUCGACGCCACGCACCCGGAGAAGUACAGGUAUUAUCCAGUGUGUGGUCAGCAUAACGCGAGGGCGGCGAUGAAACUGAAAGACCAUCCACUGUUCAAAAAGUUCAACAUGGGCGCUUGGCCUUUCAGACCAAUUUACUUCCCUGACGAGGAGUUCGACGGCUACGCCCAUGUCAGCUGCGAGGACAAUCUGAAAGACAAGAAGAAUCCAUCAAGGUUGCAGAUUUUGUCGAUGCAGAACAUUCGCCAAAUCUGGAAACUUAGGGGGAAACCGCGUGUCGUGCUCGGUAAUGUGUCGAAGAAACAGGAGGCGGUGCGUGAGUGGGUUAGGUUCAUGGGCUUGGCAAUGAAGAUGACGCCAUACGAGAGUUUGUGGGCACUGUCAGGGGAUGGUAAAAAGAAAAAGGAAUGGGCCGAGAAACUUCGGUACUAUCUGCCGCUGGCCAUGGCUGACGAGUCGGUGUUCCAAUUGGCGGAGAAGUUCUACAAGGAGUGGUCCGAAGGAAAACUUCUGGCGUCGAACGGCCAACGGUGGACUGAAAAGCCACCGACCAAUGAAGAGGUGGCUAGGUCGGGACUGUCGAUCGUGACUGACAGCAAGGGACAAAAGAAACACGUCUGGUACGUGAAGGUGGACGACCCUUCACUGAGAAAGGGCAAGGGCAAGCCUAAGAAAGGUGCAGUGGAGAAAACUUACUACGUCCAAGUUCCGGAGCCUCAUGUGCACAGCUGGAAGGAAUUGGCAGACCUAACGCACCGCGAGAAAAGAAGGUUGUUGAAGGGGGUCUUGAGCCUCAACGUCGUGUGGGUUCAAGGGAGUAACAAGAAGUUGGCGGAGCAGGGAAAGUUCAGCGUGAAGGAUAUGGUCGACAUAAUAAAAAUCGACCGGAUUAUGCUGAGGCUGUGGCACUACGUGGAGUUCGAGUACGAGGGCAAGCUUAAGGAGGAGUGGAAUGUCAAAGCGUCAUUCUUCACGUCCAAGCAGAAAUUGUUUGAAGAGUAUGCAGACAAAGGGUGUCCCCAUGACGCCAACACGAAGAAGACCUUGGCCCUCGUGAACGACCAACAUUUCCCGGCGGAGUGGAAACGGGUGGUCUUGUCGGUGAUUACAAGAGAUCGCGCGCAGAUCAAAAAGGGUCCUCAAGGCAUUGAUGAAUGCGUGAACAUUAUGUGGAGGAAGACAAGCGCAGUGACAACGCUGGCCACGUUCAUCGUGGACCCCUUCAAUGCCUCGGAUCGUAAGGACGCGCUAAGGAAAUUUGCACAUCAGUUACGCGCACAUACUUGCGUGCUCGACUUUUGCGGAACCGUUGAUCGGUCGCGCUGGGAUGCGGGGGCUUUCGCGUCUCUGAGGGAUUUGCUCGGCUUUGUCUUUCAGGACUACUGGACGUUGGUGGUGUUCGUCCCCUGCCUGUGGAACCUCCCAUUCAUGACGUCUUUGUCUGCCCUCGGGGCAACACGUUGCUACACGGGGAAAUGGGUGCGCAAAAUGCAGGUGAAGAAGACCCAUCAGUUCGGUAACAGCCUGUGGGAGGAGCCGGAUGUGAUGCACAUCCUUUUCAAAGGCGAGGAUCCGCUGCUGCUGACUCACCCUGUGUAYGAGGGAKCUCUUGYCGAAGACGAUGYCGCUGCUCUCCGYARGAAGCARAGAGCRACACCUACGGACGUUGUGGAGCAGCCUUUCAAGUCUUUGAAUUUCGCAGACUUCGAAAACCUCACCCAGCGGGGGACUGUGUACAAGGACCUUGAGAGGAACCCCAGUCARUUGUGUAGUCAGCUGCAGUUCUUCUGUGGUGUGGCGGAUGCCGUGCUGUUCCUGGGCAAGCCGCACGCACAGGUGGUGUGGAAUAUGCUUCACACCGGCAGGCACAUCUUGGCGCUUGAUGGGGACUGCACACAACUUCAAUACACCCAGCAAUUUGUUGUCCACGAAGUCGAGUCCGGGGCUUACGAUUACGAUUUCCACCAGGUAACCGUCGAGCCAGUAUAUGAUCCUGAUAAGGACAUGUUCAUCAAGUUAACACCUAAGAAACGACGCCAGGUCUACGACUUCCUUUUCGCAACUACACCUCGGUGGAGACUGGAAGAGAUGUUCCUGCGGCGAAAGGAAGUCGCCGUUGCUGUACUCCAGGGAUACCACGAGGCGAGUCGGGCGAGCGUAAUGGAUUUCAUGAGGAGGUUGGAAUACGUAUUCUUCAAUAAAGGUGUGCAAAAACCGGAGGACUUCACUUUGGACAAGUAUAGGCUGGCAUUUGGCGAGGACGACGACUUCAAUAUCGACACUGAGCAGGAGGUGAGCGUCGAGGACGACCUUUUCGAUUUGGAUGRCCAAUUUAAAAUYUUCAAYGAGCAAUUCCCUUCUGAGUCGCCCUCGGUAKGCAAACYGGGAACACCGGUCGUUACACMCACGUCAGGCGGUCCCACACCCRGGUCCUCCACGGCGCCUSUCAAGAGGGGUGGGUUGUCCCGUCUGAAGAGCUCGCCAGGGGAGGCACUUCGUCUAACACCGCACCCCGAACGUUUAAAACCAGGCCAACCAGUUCCUCUUGACCAUCCGCAUCUGUUGAAUCCUUCAGUGCCGUACCACAUGGGCGACAAGCACACCUUCUCCAAAGCAGAAGAAUGGGGCCAUGAUAUCGUAUGGCACCCCGACCACUUCCAGCCAGUGCUUCUUGAUGGCAAAUGGGCAGUGGCUGUGAGGGAGCAUACUAGGGGGUGGGCAUACGACGAGCGAUGGGACCUUGACACUUUCAGGGCUCAAGCCUACGACGCGGUAUUGGAGAACUUAAGUGAUGUUAAUCAACGAAACAGGGAGGACCCUGCUCUGCAAGCAUACGCGGAGAGCUUGUUCGAUCUGUUAGCUUCCAACAAAUGGUUGGAAAUAACCUCCGCGUUCUACAGCCUUCCGUCGAGCCCAUCAUUGAGCAAAGUGAAUUGGGAGCUUCCCGGGAUUACGCUGACCGCAGCAGUUGUGAAGCACAAGUCUCGAGGCAAGGACGACGAAGGGGAUGGUCAAGGCGGCCGUUUGCAUGAAUCGGGGGGAGGAAGUGACCGUCCGUCGAUGAGAAGAAAGUCUUCUGAGCACGAAGGGGGCAAAGAGGGAAAGAAGGGCAGUGGAGAGAAAAAAAAGCCUCGCAGCGGAGAGAAGAAGAAGCAUCACAACGGAGAGGGUAUCGGGGACAGUGAGGUGGCGGUGGUAGCAUGCAGCGCCUCGAUAGAGAUGGGAAACGACUUCACGCCAGGAUUGAUUUCGCAACCCGCCAAGCAGGAAUCCAUAAUUAGCUCCACCAGCACGACACAUGUGGUCGUGUCAACUUCGACGGCCGAUGGGCGUGAGGAUACCGAGAUGUUGUCCGUGAAAAUUUCAAAGGUCAUACAGGAAAAUUGUCCGUCUUCUGAAGUCUGUGUUCUAGACGUCGCCAUGGAAGCCCCGGAGAGUGAGUUAGCGCCCUCUUCCAGUGACAGGUCCCGCGCACCAGAAGCGGAAUGCCCUGUUCCGGUGUGCGCUUCGCUGGCUUUGAAAAGCGACUUUGCGGUGACAUGCGGAACGUCCGCGCCAUCAGGCCCUGCAGCAUCUCGGAUGAAUCCGAACCUGGGGGGCGUGGACGUGUCCAUCAAUGAUGGUGGUUUGGAGUCCGUGGUGUGCGGACACGUCGCCCCGUUGGACAGAGCGGAUGGAUUCGCGGGGAAUCGGAUUGAUCCGAAUCCGAGCGGCGUGGACAUGUUCGUUGACUCUCGGGGAGACGAAAUGCAGACCAUGGUCCUGGACGAGGGAGUCGUAUCGGGUUCCGACGACCCCUUAUACUCGGGCCUUCAUGACGACGCUAUAGGAGAGGAUAUUCUGAAGAAGGCUUCGGAGGGUUUUAAGGAUGGUUUGUUCUACGGAAGUGAGGACGACAAAGCCACUGCCGACGGCGACAAGAAGCUGAGGGAGGGAGAUAUCCUGUUGGACAUCCAAGGGGCCUUGAGCCUGCAGCACGACACUGCGGCCGCGAAGAAGACACAACCUGUUCAUCUUGUCGACCUCGACUCUUUCAGUUCGGAGAAGGGCGGCAUGAAAUCGUUUGUGGCGAUCGUUGAGGAUAUGAGCCUUCGGGAAGAAGUUCUGUCGUCUGAAGUCCUCGACGCCGACAUCUGGAACCUUUCAGGUUUCCCGGCUGGUUUGGAGCACGUCGUCGCGGCGUCGACAUGCAGGUUCUCGCAAGCCGUGAUGGGACUAGCACCGGUGGACUCGGGCCACGUGGGAGCUAAGCCUGGUAAGCGGUGAACUUCUCUGCUUGCCACCCGCUCGUCAAACCGAUCGUGAGGUGCUCUUUGCUU
Molecule: messenger RNA, 5228 nt
Organism: Chara braunii
Lineage: Eukaryota; Viridiplantae; Streptophyta; Charophyceae; Charales; Characeae
Source: the annotation of a GenBank genome assembly